UGAAAAGAACUAAAUAAAUAAUUAAAUAAUAAUAAUAAAAAUUCUCUUUUUCUUUCUGCCUCACGAUGAACAUGAGAACACUCUAGGAGAACAGCUUCGUAUCAGAGUCAAAGCUGGUUUCUGAAAAAUUAGACAAUUGGGAUUUGGGAGUGAACAAACAACAAUCUCAAAUCAAUCGCCCAAGAAAAAAAAAGUCAAAUUUUUAUCAUCUCAAAUAAAAAUUCUCGUAUAACUUUUCACCUGGGGUUGUUUAAUUUCAAAAAUUCAACAACUUCGGAUGUUGAAGAAAAAUUCCAGAUAGAUCUGAUGGUGUGGAUCUUGUUGUUGUUCUUAGAAAAAUUUCUAUAUUAAAUAAUGGGCCCAGAUUCAAAUGCAGCUGCAGCAUCAUCCUCAUCAACGACAUUGUCUCCAGGAGCCAAGCGAAGCAGAGAUCCCGAAGAUGAAGUUUACGUCGACAAUUUGCACUCUCACAAACGUUAUCUUAGCGAGAUAAUGGCUUCUAGUUUGAAUGGUUUGACAGUUGGAGACCCACUCCCUGAAAAUCUCAUGGAAUCUCCUGCCAGAUCAGAAGGCAAUGUAUAUGUAAGGGAUGAAUUCUCAUUGCAAUACUCACCAAUGUCAGAAGACUCGGAUGAUUCUCGGUUUUGUGAUGCUCCAUUAAGCACUACUUCUUCCCAACCAGAGAGUGCCCCCUCUAGUCCAGUCUCACCAUAUAGGUAUAACAAACCACUUAGUGGUUUUCAUUCUGUUCCUUCAACGAGUCCACAUUCACAACAUUCAUAUGGAUGUGCUCUUGCUACCAUAACUUGCUCACAACCUCGACAACGAAGCUCAGAUUCUGAUGGGCGGUUCCCAUCAUCUCCUAGUGAUAUUUGUCACUCGGCUGAUUUGAGGAGGGCUGCACUAUUACGGUCUGUACAAAUGAGAACACAACCUCUUGGCCCGUCGUCCCACUUUGAAUUGUCAUUUAGUUCGGAGCCUGAACAUAAUAUAGAACAGGAAGAAGAACGACCGUGCUCCUAUAUGAAAUCUUCAGACGAUGAGAGGGAGUUUCAUAUUGAGUCAAUGACUAUUUCUGAUCCCGAGUGCAGUCGUGAGAAGCCAUGCAGGGUGUUGAAUAUGGAUGUGAAAGAAGACCAUUCUGUGGAUUAGCUAAAAGCAUAGAGCUUUGUCAUUCUUCUUGAGAAAUAAGGUCAAGUUCAAGACCUUGCUACUUCACAAGUGUUGGUUUCAUGUGAUAAAAUGCUGGAAUGCCAAUUUUAUAUACUCUGCACAAAAGGGUGGGGCAAUGGCUGAAACGCUUUGCGGACGACUAUUUCUAGCUAGUUGAGGGGUUUCUUUUCGCUGUUUAGGAUGCCGGGUUGGUUGGCUUGCUCGAUCUUUUUUCUCAAGUUGCCAGCAACCAAGGGUAUCGUUGGCUUGUUCGACCUUUUUUCUUAAGCCAACAGUAACUUGUUCUCGAUUUCUGUUGUAAAUGAAUGCUGUAAAUUUGUGUUUCUCAUUCGAGGUCAAUUGUUGCUUCAUUUUCUCCUGAUUUAUGAUUGUUUUCACACGAGUGUGAAGUUUGAUUUAGAAUAUCCUUUGUUUUUUGCAAGCUGACCGUAACUUGUUUGUAAUUUCUCUUGUAAAUGAAUGCUUUAGAUUUAUGUUUCUGCAUUAAA
Cannabis sativa is the source of this 1661-nucleotide messenger RNA. RefSeq lists its product as uncharacterized. Lineage: Eukaryota; Viridiplantae; Streptophyta; Magnoliopsida; Rosales; Cannabaceae. The record is from RefSeq and is a predicted model, not a curated record. The transcript is spliced from 3 exons. Bases 355 to 1152 code for a protein of 265 amino acids.